AUGUAUGUGAAAUCGGUUUGAUACAGUAAUGUUUUACUAUGUGAUUUUAGUGAAUGUCACUUUUUGUCAUUUUCAAAUUUCCCGCCAGUUCCGUCCCCUGUACGUCCCAACGUCGCAGGGAACGGAACCCAGAAGACAGAUGCCGGCAUCCGCCGGAGGACAUUACAGGGGACACUGCAGAAGGGACAUCGCGGGAGCGCAGGACGCAAGGACAAGGUAAGAGAAGAACAGAUCCCGGAGCAGCGCCGCAUGGUAAGCCCGAGUGUAGCUCGGGGUUACCACUUGUGCUACACUCGGGAAUACCACCAGGGAGGCUA
Molecule: messenger RNA, 317 nt
Organism: Staurois parvus
Lineage: Eukaryota; Metazoa; Chordata; Amphibia; Anura; Ranidae
Source: the annotation of a GenBank genome assembly